Stegodyphus dumicola is the source of this 684-nucleotide messenger RNA. RefSeq lists its product as uncharacterized. NCBI's taxonomy places the organism in Eukaryota, Metazoa, Arthropoda, Arachnida, Araneae, Eresidae. The record is from RefSeq and is a predicted model, not a curated record.
AUGGGACAUGUGGAUGCUCUUAGUCGAAAUCCUGUAUGUAUGGUAAUUCAAGAUGGUAUAACAUUUAAAAUAAUUCAAGCUCAAGGAACUGACGAAAAUAUAAAAGUUAUAAAAGAAGUUUUGCAGUCUAAGCCAUAUGAAGAUUAUUGUUUGCCGAAUGACGUGCUUUACAAAAUGGUGAAUGGAAUUGAAGCACUAGUAGUACCUGAGAUUAUGCAAAUUGUAGCAAUCUUAGCUGACAGAGGUACUUCAUUUACUUCUCAAGAAUUUUCUGAUUAUUGUACUAAGGAAAAUAUUCAUCUAUCCUUAAACACAACAGGAUUACCAAGAGCCAAUGGACAAGUAGAGCGGUUGAAUUCCAUUAUCAUAUCAGUCAUUUCUAAGUUGGCUAUAGAUGACCCUACGAAAUGGUACAAACACGUAAAUGAUGUCCAGCAAAUAAUUAAUUCGACUUUUCAGAGGAGUAUCAAUUCGACACCUUUCGAGCUUUUGUUUGGUACGAAGAUAAAGACGAAUAAAGACAGGAAGAUUAAAGAACUAAUAGAAGCUGAAAUUCAGAGGGACUUUAUCGAGUCUAGAGAAAAUCUACGUAAAGAGGCGAAAGAGCAGAUUCGGAAGAUCCAGGAAGAGAAUCGAAAGACUUACAAUCGAAGUCGAAAACUCCCUCGUAAAUAUAUGGUAUGA